Molecule: messenger RNA, 3204 nt
Organism: Panicum hallii
Lineage: Eukaryota; Viridiplantae; Streptophyta; Magnoliopsida; Poales; Poaceae
Product: protein MONOCULM 1-like
Exons: 7
Coding region: 1186-2586 (466 amino acids)
Biological process (GO): meristem initiation; regulation of DNA-templated transcription
Cellular component (GO): nucleus
Molecular function (GO): DNA-binding transcription factor activity; sequence-specific DNA binding
Source: RefSeq, a predicted model, not a curated record
UUCUACAUUCACAUUUGUUCAAUUAUAUCCCAAUUUUUUUGGUGCAUAGCUGAUAAUAUCAGAAAUCUCAGUUACGGGUUUGCUUUCUGACCUACCGUCCCAGAAUCUCCUGCUACCUUUUACUUUAUGACGAUUUUCUUUGGGUCUUGAUUCUUAACGUUCCUAACGACAAAUGUUCACUUAAUUAUAAUCUCCAGAGCUUACGAUCAAGUGGAUGGUUCCUUUACGUUUCUCGUGACAAUUAAAGCUUGCAAGCGUGAUGGCAUCUACCAUGCACAGAGUCCACUAAUUAUUAGUAGUGGGCAUUGGAGGAUUUUGGUGCAAGACUUCAUCAUUCUCCUCAUGGCAUAUACAAUUGCAAUAUGCCUUCUUAUAUAUCCAUAUAUGGUGGUCAUGGGCACCCCAGCCUUCCAAGAUGCCGCAAGGACAAAUCUGAAUGCCGGAACCACUCGUUCCAAGUUCCUGUCCCGUCCAACAGCUGGCCGUUGGCCCCGCUAUCCACCACGCCUACAUUGCAUUUUGGAGGCAGAAAAUAGGCAGACAAGUUCAGGGGAAACUUACUCGUUGGAAGGAAUAUGUUCAUGUUGAGAGAAGCAAGAUCUUGGGUUGCUUUGCUCCGUGCUUAAGUCUUGUCUUCAAAAUCCAAAACCUGGUUGACUUUAUAUUCAUAGACAAUGCGAGUGGACAGUGCAAGGUGCCCAGCGGGGAUCUUUAUGAAGUGUUAUUUGUAAGCAGUAUUGUGUUGCAAGUCUUUUCGAUCCAGUUUCUAUAAACAUGGUGGGCCUAUGUCACAGCUUGCACGGACAUGACAUGUCAAGUCUAUCAAUUUUUCAGACACGGCAAAGAGAGUUGGAAGCUAGGGAUCGUAUCUGCUGCUGCUUGACACAGAGGCACAUGUCCCUUUUGGUGGGUAAUGAUGGUGUGCAGGUGGAUGUGAUGAUAGAUUGCCUCAUCUGGGGACUGAGACAUUCCAUCCAAGGCCGCCCAGUGUCAUGCUGCCUCACAUUCACAGCUAUCACCCCUGGCUGCUGCAAUAUUCCAUUUGUUUGCUAAUGUCUUGUGUCAAGAUGCCUUGGAUAUGAGGAUGUCCUGUCACGGAAGCUGCAGCUGCGAGCCCAGAUGCUGCCGCUGCCGCUGCUGCUGCUGGACGUCGUGCGCUGCCACUACUAUUAAACCCACCAGGAGAUGCACGCCCUCCUCCUCCUCUGCCCCCCCAUGCUCCUCGCCUGCCACCACCGCCGACUCCGGCCGCCGCCGCCGCCGCUCCUCCGCGGGCUCGCGCCGGUGAAGCAGAAGCUGCAGCCGGGAACCGUCGAAGCUAUGCUCGGCUCACUCCACCACCACCACUCCUCCUCCUCCUCCGACACCGACAACAACAAUGACACCAAGAACGGCAGCAACAGCAGCGGCGGCGUCCUCGCGGCCGCGGCGGCGCCGUCCGCGCGGGACCUCGUGCUCGCCUCCGCCGACCUGCUGCAGCGCGGGGACCUCCCCGCCGCGCGCCGCGCCGCGGGGGUCCUGCUGUCCGCAGCGUCCCCGCGCGCGGACGCCGCCGACCGCCUCGCCUACCACUUCGCCCGCGCGCUCGCGCUCCGGGCGGACGCCAGGGCAGCCGCGGGCCGCGUCGCCCCGGGCCUGGUGUCUGCCGCCGCGCGGCCGGCGUCGUCGGGCGCCUACCUGGCCUUCAACCAGAUCGCGCCCUUCCUGCGCUUCGCGCACCUCACGGCGAACCAGGCGAUUCUCGACGCCGUCGAGGGCGCGCGCCGCAUCCACAUCCUCGACCUCGACGCCGCGCACGGCGUGCAGUGGCCGCCUCUCCUCCAGGCGAUCGCCGAGCGCGCAGACCCGGCGGCGGGCCCGCCGGAGGUCCGCAUCACCGGCGCCGGCGCGGACCGAGAAACCCUCCUCCGCACCGGCAGCCGCCUCCGCGCCUUCGCGCGCUCCAUCCAGCUCCCCUUCCACUUCACGCCGCUCCUGCUCUCCUGCGCCGCCACCCACCAGCAGGUCGCCAGCGGGAGCACCACGACCGCUUCGAGCGGGGCCACGAGCCUGGAGCUUCACCCGGACGAAACGCUCGCCGUGAACUGCAUCAUGUUCUUGCACAAGCUGGGCGGGCAGGACGAGGUCGCCGCCUUCUUAAAGUGGGUGAAGGCCAUGGCCCCCGCCGUGGUGACCAUCGCGGAGAGGGAGACAAUCGGCGGGGGCUACGACCGCAUCGACGAUCUGCCCCAGCGGGCCGCGGUGGCCAUGGAUCACUACUCCGCGGUCUUCGAGGCGCUCGAGGCCACCGUGCCGCCGGGGAGCCGGGAGCGGCUGGCGGUGGAGCAGGAGGUGCUCGGCAGGGAGAUCGAGGCCUCGCUGGGCCCCGCCGGCGGGAGGUGGUGGCGCGGGCUCGAGCGGUGGGGCGCCGCGGCGCGCGCUGCCGGGUUCGCGGCGCGGCCGCUCAGCGCGUUCGCCGUGUCGCAGGCGCGGCUGCUGCUGCGGCUGCACUACCCGUCGGAGGGCUACCUCGUGCAGGAGGCGCGCGGCGCGUGCUUCCUCGGGUGGCAGACGCGGCCGCUGCUGUCCGUGUCGUCGUGGCAGUAGCCCACCGCCGCCACUGGCGCGCCUUCAUUCUACCUGCUGCAUGCACGUAUUCAUGCGUUGCCGGCGGCGAAGACGAAGACGGCCUAGGGUUUGCUCGCUCAUAGUCAUCACUACCGCAUAUAUAGAGCUAGCGUAUAUAUGAGCAUUGCAUUUUGUUGCAAUAAUAUUGGCUUCUUGUAGUAAGAUUAUCUCAUGGUGAUUUUGGAGGAUGCAUGAUCAGUUUGUUGGGUUAAUUGCAAGGAGGAAACCCUAACCCUAGCUAGCUGCAUGGUUAAUUAUUGUUUGCUGUUAAUGAUCUUUAGCUGCUUGGAUGGAUGGUUGGCUGAUCACUGUUGGUUAAUUUGGGGAACUCAUAGCUUUGCAUGCAUGGGGUGGCAUUGGAACAAGGGAUGAAGAGCUUGGCUCCUAAACUUGGUGAGGUUAGCAACUACUUCAACGUUCUAGAAUCCGCUCUGUUAGUUUAUCCUCCCAUCUUUUUUUUUCUUUUUUCAUUUCUCUCACUAGUUCAUGCUGGGCAUUCUAUACAGUUCUAGGGAGAUUUUGUCUAUAUGUUGGAGACCUAUUGCAGUAGCAUUAUUUGUUGAUUUUGAUGUGAGAGGAUCUGUUACUAUUGCCUGU